CCCAAAAUAGUCUUCUAAAAUCCUCCCCUUACUUGCCUUCCCCUUCGUUUCUCUCCCUCUCUCUCUUUCGUAAUUUCAUAUCGCCGACUGUACCCAACUGAACGCAAAUCACUACAGUCGUCACCAGCAGCAGAAAGAGAAGAGACGAUGUUCAAGGACGUGUCGAGCUGCAACACCUACAACUAUGGCGACGCCCUCUAUUGGGACGCCCGCUAUGUCGAAGAAGGAGGCUCCUUCGACUGGUACCAGCGCUACUCUUCUCUCCGCCCUUUUGUCCGAAACUACAUACCAACCUCCUCUCGGGUUCUCAUGGUCGGCUGUGGCAAUGCUGUUAUGUCUGAGGACAUGGUUGCGGAUGGAUAUGAAGACAUAAUGAACGUUGACAUUUCAUCAGUGGCCAUUGACAUGAUGAAAAGAAAAUAUGAGCACAUACCUCACCUGAAAUACAUGCAAAUGGAUGUUAGGGAUAUGAGUGUCUUCCCAGAUGAAUCAUUUGAAGGUGUCAUUGAUAAAGGAACUCUUGAUUCACUGAUGUGUGGCAAUGAUGCUCCAAUUAGUGCUGCUCAAAUGCUAGGGGAAGUGAGUAGGCUUCUUAAACCUGGAGGGAUCUAUUUGUUGCAGAUAACCUAUGGUGAUCCUACAGUAAGGAUGCCUCAUUUGAUCCGGCCAGUGUACAAUUGGAAAGUUAAUUUGUACAUUAUACCCAGACCAGGAUUCCAAAGGCCUGAAGGUUGUAGUUCAUCAAUAAAGUCAUAUUUGGAACCUAUUCCUAUCACCGAGAAGGGCUUACUUCCAGCUGAGUUUGUUUUGGAAGAUCCAGAUUGUCACUUUAUAUAUGUGUGUAAAAAGGAUGAUAUGGAGCUAAGUAGUGCAACAACUUAUGGAUUGACAGUUGAUCUCUUACAGUAGCUACUUGGAGUGAAGCACCAAUGAAGGUAUAACGGUCAUCCUUGGGUGUCUGACAGAUAAAGGAUUCUGUUCAAUGUAUCUGCCUGGAUUUUUGGGAUGAAAAUCUAAAACAAAAAACCCAAUAAAAUAAAAUCCUCCUGAGAAACCAUAGACACAUUAUCCCCAUCUUUGAUUUCUUUUAUUGUAUCAGUAAGUAGCUACCAAAACAAUUACAAAAAUAGAAGUGUGAUAUUAAGUUCAUGGAACAUUCUUGCUCAGCUCCCUUGUACGAGUAUGUGAUGGUUGUUUUGGCGUCCUGGUGAGUGGUUGCUAGAAUGCAUUGUUGUGUCGAUCCUCCAGUUUGUUCAAGUUUACAACCAGUUUUUAUUGAAAA
This is a messenger RNA of Prunus dulcis (almond), 1282 nucleotides long. RefSeq names its product EEF1A lysine methyltransferase 4. NCBI's taxonomy places the organism in Eukaryota, Viridiplantae, Streptophyta, Magnoliopsida, Rosales, Rosaceae. Gene Ontology annotation, molecular function: S-adenosylmethionine-dependent methyltransferase activity. Bases 148 to 909 code for a protein of 253 amino acids. The transcript is spliced from 8 exons. The record is from RefSeq and is a predicted model, not a curated record.